This is a messenger RNA of Chenopodium quinoa (quinoa), 765 nucleotides long. RefSeq lists its product as uncharacterized. NCBI's taxonomy places the organism in Eukaryota, Viridiplantae, Streptophyta, Magnoliopsida, Caryophyllales, Amaranthaceae. The transcript has 2 exons. The record is from RefSeq and is a predicted model, not a curated record. Bases 77 to 634 code for a protein of 185 amino acids.
AAAAAAAAAAAAAAGGAAUUGAAGUCCAGUCUUCUUCGCCCGGUCAGACCGGGCAAAGAGCGCCCGAUCGGGCGCGAUGGAAUCCUGCGGGUUUAUAUUAGGAUUUCAGCAUCUUCUCUCAUUCCCAUUCCUCAAACUCUCAUACCCUCUACUCUUUCUCUCUCUAAAAAUCCCCAAUUCUAAAACCCUAACUUCAUCUCCCAUCCAAUUUCAUCAAGAUUCAACAAUCAAAUCCCUCUUUGUUCAACCUCAAGAAAACCCCAGGCUAUCUCACCACUCACAUAAUUUCGAGCUUUUGAAGAUGUCUCAAAGGAAAAGAACGAGAAGCACACCCCAACAACAACCACAAUUGGACUUGGAAAGUGUAACCGGGUGCCCACACGUGGUUUUCGUUCCGGAAUUCCCAAACCAAAAGCAGCGGUUCAUCGAGCUCUCGCGCCGAAAGGCAAGGGUAUAUCCCGAGGGAUGGUCCCCAUCCUUCUUGUAUCACUUUCCCGGUGCGGGAGAUAUGGCAGGUGGCAGUGGCACAGCUGGUGUCGAGGAUGAUGGUGUUGAUGAUGAUGAUGUUGAUGAUGAUGAUGUUGAUGAUGAUGAUGUUGGUGGUGAUGAUGAUGGCCCCUCCGCUUCCUUUUGAGGAGCCGUCGAGAUUGCUAUGCUCUCCUUAAGCUGCAAUGAGGCCAUUGCCGCGUUUAGCUUGGGGGAGUUACUUCGUACAUGUUGGUAUUCUCUCUCCUUAUCUCUCUUAUCUUUCUUGUUUUAUUUUAG